UCUCUUUACUUCAAAAUCUUUCUCCAUUAUAGCUGCUAAAAAUCAUUCAUAUUCAAAGAUUCUUUAUGGCUUGUUCAGUUUCUUCUUCAGCUAUUCCAUCAAUGGUGAUGGUUGGCCUUUCGGUUCUCUCUUUUGCUGUUGCUUCUGCUGGUAACUUCAACCAGGAUUUUGACAUCACUUGGGGAGAUGGCCGUGCCAAGAUUCUCAACAAUGGAGAGCUUCUUACUCUGAAUCUUGAUAAAGCCUCUGGCUCCGGCUUCCAAUCCAGGAAUGAGUAUCUUUUUGGCAAGAUUGAUAUGCAGCUCAAACUUGUCCCUGGAAACUCUGCUGGCACUGUCACUGCUUACUAUUUGUCCUCAAAAGGGUCUACAUGGGAUGAGAUAGACUUCGAAUUCUUGGGAAAUUUGAGUGGUGAUCCUUACAUUCUUCAUACCAAUGUGUUCAGCCAAGGAAAGGGUAAUAGAGAACAACAGUUCUAUCUCUGGUUUGACCCAACUGCUGAUUUUCACACCUAUUCCAUUCUCUGGAAUCCCCAGCGCAUUGUCUUCUCUGUGGAUGGUACUCCCAUAAGAGAGUUCAAGAACUCAGAGUCAAGUGGUGUUCCAUUCCCAAAGAGUCAGCCAAUGAGAAUAUACUCUUCUCUCUGGAAUGCUGAUGACUGGGCUACUAGAGGUGGACUUGUGAAGACAGAUUGGACUCAAGCUCCUUUCACUGCUUCCUACAGAAACUUCAAUGCUGAUGCUUGUGUUUGGUCUAAUGGUGCAUCUUCUUGCAAUUCAAACUCACCUUCUUCCACAUCCAGCAAUGGUGCCUGGCUCUCUGAAGAACUUGAUAUAACAAGUCAAGAGAGACUGAAAUGGUUUCAGAAGAACUACAUGAUUUACAAUUAUUGCAGUGACACCAAGAGAUUUCCCCAGGGCCUUCCUGUAGAAUGUAGCAGUACCUCUUAGAGACAACUCAUUACAUCAAUUCUUUCAUUAUUUGGUAGUAAUCAUCUACAAACCUAGCUCAAUUCUACCAUUUUUUCAUUCUUUGCCAUCUA
Molecule: messenger RNA, 1042 nt
Organism: Pistacia vera
Lineage: Eukaryota; Viridiplantae; Streptophyta; Magnoliopsida; Sapindales; Anacardiaceae
Product: probable xyloglucan endotransglucosylase/hydrolase protein 23
Exons: 3
Coding region: 66-950 (294 amino acids)
Biological process (GO): xyloglucan metabolic process; cell wall biogenesis
Cellular component (GO): apoplast; cell wall
Molecular function (GO): hydrolase activity, hydrolyzing O-glycosyl compounds; xyloglucan:xyloglucosyl transferase activity
Source: RefSeq, a predicted model, not a curated record